AUGGCAGGCGAGAACCGGCUCCUGCACGUUCUCUGGCCUCUACUUCCACGCUGUGGCACAGGUCUCCUCCUUUACAUAAGCGAAUUCAGUGGAUUUAAUUGGACUUUCAAGGUUGUGUAUAACGUUAAGGCCUACGAGCGCAAGUGUUCCGACGGCAGCGUCGGCUGCCCUGUUACGAUCGCCGAGUGGGAAUGUCAGCAGGUGUCACUGAAGAAAGAGAGCCGGGAUCUGAACGCGGAGAGGCGCGCGGAGGAGGCCAGUGGGCGGGCGGCCGGUCGCGCGGACGCAGAGGGAGCCUCGGCCCCGAGCCGCGCGGCCUCGGCUGUCCCGGGCGCGGCUGGGCGGACAGCAAAGCCGAGCCCCACCCCGCGCCCGCGAGUCCGCUCCAUCAGAGCUCCGGCUACUGUGGAAAACAACCAGUUUCUCCUUAAUAACUUCGCCAUCUGGUGCAGAUCAUGGACAUUUGAAGCCAGUCUGAAGAAAAAGGUAAAAACGGAUCUAUCGGCCAUCAGGAGGCACCUGUCGCCUGCACCAGCUUCUCGCAAGGCUGAAGCGAGAGGCCGCCGUGUCUACCUCAGUGGAAACCGCAGCAAAGAAGAAAUAAAUGAAAUCACUGACUUCCGCCGGCACUGGCAGUGUUUCAGUAUACGUCUGUGCCGGAUCCCCGGACCGCAGACCGUGAAGAGCUGGCGGGACGCGGGUGCCGGAGGUGAACCCAGGCCUCCGAGCUCAGAGCUGACUGAGCCGCUGAGCAUCUCUCCAGCCUGCACGCGAGUGCUUCUCCUCCUGGGUUGCAGCGACCGAGUCCCCACGCGGGAGGAAGAGCAGGCACGGGCGCCGGCGCAGCCCGCCCUCUUCCGGGGCUCGGCCGGGCGAGGCGGUGCACCGGCCGCCUGCCGGGACGGCGCGGGCUGGCGAGCUCCGGGUUCGCCUCCUGCCAAGCCGCCGCCGCCGCACGGGACGGGCCUCCCCGGCUCCCUCUCCAAACAGUCCCAGAACACUUCUGGGCUUAAGUUUCCACGACGGAGCGCCAGGGAACACCCGAACAACAGCGCGCCAGCGACUGCGGCGCUGCGGGGCGGGCUCCCAGCCCGGGGUCAGACCGCACCGGGAGCCACUGGCCUGACGUCACAGCCGGCCUUGACGUCAGGCCAGCAGCCGCGUCCUCAGGGCCGCACUGCCCGCCUCCAAAGCGAUGAUGGUGAGGAUGAUGACUACAACAGCGAUAAUGAUGAUGACGAGGAUGAUGAUGACGACGUUGACGACAAGGAUGACGAGGAUGAUGACGAGGAUGAUGAUGGCUUGUGGUGCAAUUGAACCCAGCACUUGCUUACAGUAGGUGCUUCCAUGCCCUAAUGUCUGUCUGGGUCAGCAUGUCAAUUUUUGUACCUGGGCCAAAUUAUUUAAAUUAGUAAAAAAUUCAUAAAAUGUUUUGUAUGUUAAAAAGAAGAAAACAACUAUUUCCCUUGCAACCCAGCACCUCACAUCCAAUUAAUUUUCUUUUCCAAAUACUUUUAGUGACUUAGUCUUCUUUCAAAUGUUUCGCAGAUUUUGUCAAAGUUUUCUGGGUAUUCUAAAUAUAGUCAGGGUAUUUACCACAUUUGCUAUUUGACUUUGAAAGAGUUGAUGUACUAAUAUAUUGAAUUUUUUAUGCAGAAAAAUAUCUCAAAUUAUUUGAAUAAUUAUAAUGAACAUUAAUAUUUAAAUUAACAAAUCUACAGAGGAAUGCUUUAAAGCUUAGAAAUGAGGAAAUAUUAAAAACAAAACAUUUUGCUUAUACAAUUUUGAAGACACUUUAAAGAAGAAAUAAUACGAAAUUGAAAUUAGAGAAUACAUACAGCAAACUCAUAGAGCCCUGGUCGCUGAGUUUUGACCAGCCCCUCACACACCUGUGCUUGUAGCCGCUGCAGAUGACCUGUUCUGUUACGUGCUGAUGUGUUGUGGUGGCUAGGUUUUUGUCAACACAAAGUAGAGGAAAUGGCAUUUCAGAAAUGACCUCUAUCAGAUUGACCCUCACAAGAAAAUGUGAAGCAUCUUGGUUGUGACUGAUACGAAAGCUCCCAGCCCACUGUGGGCAGUGCCAUCCCUGGGCAGGUGGCUAUUUAAGAGAGCAGAUUGGGCAAGCCUUGAGAGCAGGCCAUCAAGCUUCCAUCUUGCAUGGCCUCUGCUUCAGUUCCUGCUCCCUGGGUUCCCUCAGGGACUGGUAAUCCAAACUAACCCUUUCCUCCCCAGGUUGAUUUCGGUCAGUGUUUUAUUUAGAAAGCAAGGUAGGGAAUAUUCACUGGAAUUAGGAAAUACGUGAAGCUUUAGUCUGCUUUUCCGUUUUGGAGGUUUUCUGCGAACUGCCACCUGCUAGAUGUAAUUGGCAGUGACUGAAUAGCCUGCAUUUUCUCAUUCCUUUCCAAGUUUCCUGGGGAAAGGGCUGUGUACUAACAACCUAAACAAAGGAGGCGUUUGAGGUGGCCAAGGGCUUCAGGGAGAAUUUGCCUUUCGGUAGAGAAUUACGGAGGGAAGUGGCUAAUGAGACACUUUGUUUCCUUAUUUGAGUGGAGAUACUGAAUUAUUCUGUAACAGAUGGGCUUUUCUUUUCUUUUUGUGUGUGGUGCCUGGGAUCCGAACCUUAAACACGUCACUCUAGCCUGAGCUACACCCAUCGUCCUAGACAAAAGUUUUCAUGUAAUCUUUGUGCUGGGAACACAAACUGUAUUUAUUAAAAAAAUUUUCAAACGUUUUUAUUCCAGAAAGGAUUCAAGAAGCUUGUGUUUGGCCUAGAUUUUGUACCAAAAAUAGAUUGCCAAAUGGGCUGGAAACUUCCUGAAGGAAUACUCUUGAGACCAUAAAUCAAUAACUAGGUUAAAAAUGCCCCGCAAGGGAUUUUACUCUCUUUACAAAACAAAUGGAAAGGACUGGAAAGGUUAUUUGGGCUGUGUCUCCUGCUAUCAAAUUUUAUAAGAACAGGGAUCAGAUUUUUAUAAGCCAUUAAAAACUGCAUGUUUCAGAAGGAUGAGUCAGGCCUAAUUUCUGCUUUUCUCUGUUGUGUUUGGAGUUAAUGAUAAGAUUGUAUGGAAAAAUAUACAAAUCAAUGUAUUAAUGUUACUGUCGUCUGCAUGUCUGGUAUAACUUUCAGAAAGCUCGCAGAAUCACAAAGAACCCAAAUGUGCUUCGGUAUGCUCAGUAGAUGUGACACAGCGAUGUCCUCACUGAAAUGCCAGCCGUAACUUUUAGU
Meriones unguiculatus (Mongolian gerbil) is the source of this 3226-nucleotide messenger RNA. RefSeq lists its product as uncharacterized. The transcript is spliced from 6 exons. NCBI's taxonomy places the organism in Eukaryota, Metazoa, Chordata, Mammalia, Rodentia, Muridae. The coding region runs from base 1 to 1317 and encodes 438 amino acids. The record is from RefSeq and is a predicted model, not a curated record.